AUGACUGGCUCAUCCCUCCACCCCCAGAGCGAACUAAGACCUAAGUUACAGGCCACUAACGGUUCACAAGUGACAGAAUCGAGCAAUGAAGACAUUGACCCGGAGGCAAACGAGGUAGAUUCGUUUGAGGAACACAUUGACAAGAUGUUUGCUGCUUCUGAUGCUGAAAAGCGCAAAGGACAAAAGACCACUGAGUUUUGGAAUGUUGAUCUCAUUGAUUUUGAAGGAAUAGUCAAGCCAGCUAAAAUGAGUGUGAGGGAGGCUAUGGAGCAGUCUCUUAAUGGUAGCAAGAUCAUACUGAGGUUCAAUGAGGAACUGCAAGCAGUUGGAGAUGGAGCUGGCUUGUUGAGUGGCAUUCUAGGAGCGCUGGGUUCUGAUUACAGCAAAUUUCCUAUCUAUGAAAAGAGUUGGCCAAAGGUGUGGGGCAAAGAUAGGGUUUAUAAUGAUUGCAUAAAGGCGAAAUGUAAGCAAAAUGCGCUGAAUCGUAAGAAGCAACUUUACACGCACACUGGCGGUUCUAAAAGCUUGGCUAGGACAAGGGAAGAAGAGUCAGAAAAGCAAGGGAGAAAAGUUGGUAGAGGAGAAGUAUGGAUCCUAAAGCACAAAAGAUCUGAUGGAAGCUAUAUACAUGAAGAAGCUCGGAAGAUUGGUGAAAAAAUAUAUGAGAUUGAGCAGCUGGAUGAAUCUACAAGAAUAUUGUCAGAAAAUGAUUCCCUUGCCCAAGCUCUCGAUAAAGAGCACCCGGGUAGAGUGCGUGGGAUGGGACACGGGCCGACACCAAGUCAACUCUUUCGUCUGAGUUUGCAGCUGUCGGUGGAUAGAGCUCAAGUAGAAGAGGCCCAAAGGAUGCUGUGUGAACUACAAGCAGAUGUGACAACUGAAAAAUUGAAGCGAAAAGCAAUGGAGGAUGAAUUAGCAGCAGAGAAAAUGAAGAGGCAGGCAAUAGAGAUUGUGCUGAGUUAUCUGGUCCAACAACAAUGUGGGGAGCUAUCUCUGGACAUCACUGCACAGAUGAAUUAUUUGGACGGACAUGGCGGAAAUAGAAAUUAG
Molecule: messenger RNA, 1050 nt
Organism: Arachis duranensis
Lineage: Eukaryota; Viridiplantae; Streptophyta; Magnoliopsida; Fabales; Fabaceae
Exons: 6
Coding region: 1-1050 (349 amino acids)
Source: RefSeq, a predicted model, not a curated record